Spirodela intermedia is the source of this 1370-nucleotide messenger RNA. The record is from the annotation of a GenBank genome assembly. Lineage: Eukaryota; Viridiplantae; Streptophyta; Magnoliopsida; Alismatales; Araceae.
AUGACCGUGGCCGACGUCACUUUUUAUGAGGAGUCUCAUUUCUUCUCUCCUAUUUUGACUCUUCCUCGAGCCACUAUGGAUACAAUAUCCUCUUCAUCCUCUUCUACAAUCUCUUUUGCAUCUUUGGUCACUACUCUACCUAAUGACCUUCAUUUUCCUAUUGCCCUCCACAAAGGUACAUGUGUCUGCACCCACCAUCUCAUCUCCUAAUUUAUCUCCUAUGACCUUCUUUCUCCUUUUUUUCUUGCCUUUGCCCUCUCUAUGGCCUCCGAGUUGCUUCAACAAUUGCAUGAUAAGGCUACACAAAUACUUACAUGAAAGGCGGCCAUAGAUUUAUAAGUAGCUACGUUGGUCGUUCAGGAGACUUGACAUUUAGUUACGUGUCCAACUAAUGCCAACAUUGUGAUGUGCAAGUAGAUGUUUACUCUCAAGUAUCACCUAGAUGAUUCAAUCGCUCAUCACAAAGCUCAUCUAGUCACCCAAGGCUUCACACAAGCAUAUGUGAUCGAUUACACUAAGACGUUCUCUCAUGUCGUUUGUCUUAACUCUAUUCGCGUGCUCCUAUCUCUCGUCAUCAAUCAAGCAUGAUCUCUCCACCAGUUAGAUGUUUCUAAUGCCUUUCUAUACACUGAUCUCACAGAGCAAGUCUUUAUAACAGAGCAAGUCUUUAUAGAGUAACCUUUUAGGUAUGUUAUUCAGGGGGUGUCAUCGAAAGUAUGUCUCUUGUGGCAUGUCAUUUAUGAGCUCAAGUAGAGUCUACGUGUUUGGUUUAACAAGUUUAGUGAUUUACUCAUUACCUUCGACUUCACCUCCUACACUGCAGAUCCCACCAUACUCACGAAGAAAACAAAAGAUGACUUUAUCAUCCUUAUAGUCUAUGUCAACAAUAUUCUUGUGAUUGAAAGUGAUGAGGUCAAUAUUUUUGUUGUCAAAACCUACUUGCAACAGCACCUCAACAUUCAUGACUUGAGGACUCCGUGAUAUUUUCUUAAAAUUGAGUUUAUGUAUCAAGAUCGGAAGCUCACCCUCACUUAGCGAAAGUAUACCCUCGACAUGCUUCAGGAAAUAUGUCUCCUUGGGUGUAAGCCGAAGACUUUGCCCAUGAAAACUCGCCCACAGUUCUAAGGCAUUUCAUCUCCCCUACUCGAAGAUGUUAACCGGUAUCGACAAUUGUUGGGCAAGCUAAUAUAUUUUACUAUCACUCGUCAUGACAUUAUGUACACAGUUAAUGUCUUGAGUCAAUUCAUAUAGAAGCCUCGACAAGUUCAUUGGGAGGGUGCUCUAUAAGUCCUCACCUACAUCAAGUGAGCCCCAGGAAAAGGACUCAUCUAUCGGCAACACGGCUAUCUCCACAUUGUAGUCUACUCUGA